This is a messenger RNA of Cadophora gregata, 4621 nucleotides long. RefSeq lists its product as uncharacterized. The record is from RefSeq and is a predicted model, not a curated record. Gene Ontology annotation, molecular function: protein binding; protein-containing complex binding. The transcript is spliced from 2 exons. Bases 1028 to 3823 code for a protein of 931 amino acids. NCBI's taxonomy places the organism in Eukaryota, Fungi, Ascomycota, Leotiomycetes, Helotiales, Ploettnerulaceae.
UAUCUUCAAGCCCCUCCGUGCACCCGACGCAUCAUACAUCCCUCGUCUACCCCUCUAUCCUUCCCAUACCAUACCAUACCAUACCAUACCAUACCCCGUCAUUCGUUUCUUGUUUGCUUUUUGUUGUGCCUCUCCCGAAACAUGUUCAUCGCCUCGUCAUAGGGUAGUAAUCAUCCUUCCCUUCGUUCGUUACCGUACCUUAUUAUUAGUGCAUCAGACCCCUCCUCUCCCCGUUCCCCCCUCCUCCCUCCCCCCUUCCCGUCGCCGCCAAAGUUCAGCCCUGAGCCCGGCUCUCUCGUCUCCUCCCUUCCCCUGUGCCUGCGCUGGACAGCCUGGACCUCAUUAAUAAUUGGGCACGAACAGCGGUCCGUCUCGUGGUAUAUUGUGCUGGAUCUGACUGCGCUCCGUGCACACUCCACGCCCACUCUCUAGGACGGACAAGACCAGACUAACUGACUCCCUCUCCACUCCUUUCACCGUCCGCUACGUUGCGCUGGCUUGCUACGACCUCUCCUGCUGCUGUGACCAGAUCCCAAGGGAGACGAGUCUUCACCAGAUCCUUCGGUGCUCCGCUGUUGCACGACUUUGGCCCUCUGCCGGAUCUUGGGAGUGAUUUAAUAUCUCGCGCGAUCUCGAUAACAAACAAGCUAAGCUUUCAGUAGGGACCCCGCAGCUGCUCCCUAUUUGACUGACAACUAAGGUAGCUAACACGCUCUCGCAGACACCGCGCACGACCCCCCUUCAACGCGUUGGAAACACGCAGGACAAAGACAACGUCUCCAAAGUAUAAUCAUCGUUAUAUUCUUGCUGGAGCAAUUGGGUCUUCAAAAACCUGUCUUUCACGCACGACGAAUCCCUCGAGACUGUACAAACGGCCAUACCCGACCAAACAUACCUCAACAUCUCCCGACCUCCUCUGCAGACCUGGCCCUUCAUCUGGCAGGCCAAACGGCACGACGGCCGUAGGCCGUGUGAUACAUAAGAGAAUUGGAGGGGAACAUAUCUUCGAAACAUAAAUACAGUUACCAUGAGACGAAAUCGAGGAGGGCCCAGCUCUCCAUUCAGGACCAAUGGCGCACCCAUUCCAGACUCGUUGUCCCUGAUCAGAUCCUUCAAUAUCGAGACGAAUCCGACUCGUCCGGUACGACCGUCUCCUCUGACAGCCUCAACGAUUCCAGACAUGCCACUCGAUCUCGUGGAUCGCAUACGCUCGUUUCCUCUGUUCCUAUCCGCUCCCGAUUCCUUCCUCGCCGCUAUCGGCAAGCACCUGCGACCCCAGGUCCAUUCGCCACACGACAUAAUUUUGACAGAAGGCGAUGAGGCGAAAGCUAUGUAUUGGCUAGUGAGGGGUGCAGUGGCGGUUACAUCCCGAGAUGGCGAAGCUACAUAUGCCGAAUUGAGACCGGGAGCAUUCUUUGGAGAAAUCGGGAUUCUCAUGGAUGUCCCGCGCACGGCUACAAUAUUGGCGAGAACGAAAUGUCUUCUGGUGGUGUUGAAGAAGGAGGAUCUGAGGACGGAGUUGCCCAAUUAUCCUGAUAUGGAAAAAGCCAUUAUGGAGGAGGCUCAGGAAAGACUUACGAUUCUAAAUAAGAAAAGGAGGGAGAGUGGAUUUGGCCCGAAGCUGGUGUCCACUUCACUUCCUUCGAGGGGUGGCAAGCUCGCUCGUGAAGCUGCACCUGGGGAGGUGUCUACGGGAGAAAUGGGGGUGAUUAGAGAAGGCGCUGUGUUCAAUUCCAAGAAGCGGAAAUCUCCCAGUCCACAGACAAUUGAGGAUCCAGCUGCUGGCAGUGCUCUCGGAAGCGGUUUCGUGAAUGUCAGGAAGACCCUCAAGGAUCUGCCCCUGUUUUCAACAUUACCUCCGGAGAUUCUGCAUUUCCUGGGAUUGAGCGCCCAGCCGAAAACAUAUCCACCAUUUACUGACAUAAUUUUACAAGGAUCACCUGGGAACGAAAUAUAUUUUAUUGUACGAGGAGAGGCGGAAGUAAUUCACGAGACUACCCACGGGCAAAUGAUCAACCAGGCAUUAAGAGGCUCUUACAUACGGCCUAGGCUGAAGCAAGGCCAGUACUUUGGUGAGGUUGCCAGUCUAGCAUUGGCACCGAGGAGGACCGCAACUGUCAGAUCAAUCACGACGGUGGAGUGUUUACAGAUCAGUGGCGAAGUUCUAGAGGAAUUAUGGAGAAGAUGUCCGCCAGACAUACGGAGACAGGUGGAAGAGACGGCAAAGACGAGAAUAGGGAAGGCAGAUGAAGAUGGGGAUGUUCAGAUGACGGAUGCGGAUGCUCCUGCGAUCAACAGCUUGGAAAUCGAGGAUCGACCCUUAACUCCUGCCCGACAUUCUCUCCCAAAGGUCACUUUCACUCCAUCAAAACCUGCCAGUCCACAUAAGCCAAGUCGCGCUGAAGACAAAGAUAUCAUGGAACCGCUAGAUCCGGAUCCUUUCUUGAGUGUGGACAUGGAUAACAUGAGAGCAAGAUCUAGGAGAGGAUCUUACGCCCCCCCUGUCCCAGAAACAACCCCUACCGAAGAAUCAAACACGCAACAAGGUCCAAAAACGAGGUCAAGAACACAAAAUUCUACAAAGGCUACUCACACCACGACACCACCAGACUCCCAUUUCCGUCCAAAGCGGCCAAAGACUGUACAGAGGCGACCGAGUCAGUACAAUAGAGGGAUACUGCCAGAUGCUAUCUUGAUCAUGAUUUUCUCUUACUCGGAUAUCUACCAGCUCAUGCGCUUACGAUUGGUGUCUCUGCAUUGGUCCAAGCUUCUCACUACCUCCCCGAAAGUUUGCAAAAAUCUUGAUCUAUCAAUUUACAAUCGGAAGGUCACUAACAAAGCUCUUGUCGAUUUUAUUUGUCCGUUUGUUGGCAAGCGAGCACUCAAUAUCGACAUCAGCAAUUGUUUCCACAUCACGGAUGAAGGCUUCGCCGCGCUCUCAACCGUAUGUGGAGCUGGUGUACAUGCCUGGAAGAUGAAAAGCGUGUGGGACAUUACUGCAAACGCCGUUCUUGAAAUGGCCAACAAUGCCAAAGAGCUCGAAGAAAUCGAUCUUUCCAAUUGCCGCAAAGUCAGCGAUAACCUCCUCGCACGUAUCGUUGGCUGGGUCGUGACAGAACCAACUGCAGCCCAACAACAAAAUGCUGCAAGGUACAAGCAGCAGAAUAUCACAAUUCCGCCUGUCGGCACAGUGGUUGGCUGUCCGAAACUCAAGAAGCUCACACUGAGCUACUGCAAGCACGUGACUGAUCGUUCAAUGGCCCACCUAGCCGUUCAUGCACAUCAGAGACUCCAGAGCAUGGAUCUUACGCGCUGCACAACCAUCACGGAUGGUGGCUUUCAGCACUGGAGUAUCUACAAAUUUGCGAAGUUGGAGAAGCUCAUACUGGCGGAUUGCACGUAUUUGACAGAUAACGCGAUUGUGUAUCUGACAAAUGCUGCGAAGGGGCUGAAGGAGUUGGAUUUGUCCUUCUGCUGCGCCCUCUCCGACACCGCCACCGAAGUCCUCUCCCUCGGCUGCCCACAACUCCGCUCCCUCAAACUCGCCUUCUGCGGGUCCGCUGUGUCCGACUCCUCCCUCCGCUCCAUCGGCCUGCAUCUCCUCGAACUCAAAGAACUCUCCGUUCGCGGCUGCGUGCGCGUCACAGGUGUGGGUGUCGAGGCUGUGGUCGAGGGAUGCACGAUCUUGGAGACUUUCGAUGUUUCGCAGUGUAAGAACUUGCAGAAGUGGUUGGAUGCCGGGGGCGAGGAGAGGAGUAGGAGGAUGUAUGGACGGAAGGGACUGGUUUUUGAGACGAAGAAGGGGAGUGGGAGUUUGAGGUGAGGUGGGGAGGUGCUGAGGGCUCUGAGUUCUCGGCUUUGGUGUAUCGAUGAAUUACUCGGGAAAGAACUCGGGGUUUAUGUGCGCUGUUGUCGACCCUACUGCAGCUUGUUGGAGUGGCAAAUGGUUUAAGCGGCGCAUAUACGGUGGAUGUUGUUGUUGAUGUUGUUAAGCGAGGCGCAUUGGGCGCGAGAGCGAGUGAGCGAGCGAGCAUGCGAAUAUCAUGACUUCCCACGCAUGUAUUUAUGUAUCUACGACCGAAAUGAUUGGAAACACGGGGACCGGCUGGCUGGAUAUUCUGUAUGUAUGUAUACCUUUUUACUAACUAUUUUUUUUUUCUUGAGUGCUUUUAUCUCCGCAUUUGAGUUUUUGGGGCUGGGUUUUGGGUUUGGGAAAUAGAUUUUGGGAUUUGGUGUGGAUGAGAUGAGAUGAGAUGAGAUGAGAAGAGAGGAGACGGGAUGUGUACAAACUUAUAACAGAGGGGUGGGUAUAGGGGUAUUGGGGUUUUAGGAAUAGGAAUAGGAAUAGGAAUACAGGACUGAGUUGUUAUAUGAAGGAAUUGGACUGGAGAUAUCUACUGAAAAUGAACGAAGGAUAUUUGACAUUUGUGAAAGAUCAAAAAGAAGCCUUGAGAUAGCAUCUCGCCCUCCCUAACUUCUUAACAAGAAGAUUAAAAGCUCACCGACUUCCUCCUCCUCCGCCCUCCACCCUCAAAUGCGGCGCCCCAUACGUAUAAUAAAACCCACUAUACCACCCACCCCCCUUCAGCAUCCAAGCCGGAUCCCCCAACUGCACCACCUC